This is a messenger RNA of Venturia canescens, 2742 nucleotides long. RefSeq lists its product as uncharacterized. The transcript is spliced from 11 exons. Lineage: Eukaryota; Metazoa; Arthropoda; Insecta; Hymenoptera; Ichneumonidae. The record is from RefSeq and is a predicted model, not a curated record. Gene Ontology annotation, biological process: detection of chemical stimulus involved in sensory perception of smell; sensory perception of smell. Bases 1 to 1893 code for a protein of 630 amino acids. Gene Ontology annotation, cellular component: plasma membrane. Gene Ontology annotation, molecular function: odorant binding; olfactory receptor activity.
AUGUUCGAAGCUACGCCUAAGGGUGCUCUUGAAUUCACAAAAUUCUGCGUUUGUCUAAUAUUCACUUGGCCACCCUGGCCCGAAGCUAGUAAACUCGCGAAAACUUUGUUCAACAUAUUCUCUUGGUCGUCGGUCAUUCUGCCGUCACUACUCGCAAUCGCACUGCUGAACGCUGCUCGCUUUCAGAUGGACGAUUAUCUUGUAUUGACGAAAAAUGUUUGCUUGGCAUUCUCUUGCAUCCAACUGGUCAUAAAGAUACUCAUUUGCAGAAAACAUCGUCCGCGACUCGAGAUGCUACAUUGCGGCAUGAAGGAUUUCAUUGAGAAUGCUACACCCCGAGAGAUGGCGCUACUUCAACGCUACGUAGAUCGUUGUGCCACUCUCCAUUUCAUCGUCAAUCUCUUCGCACUGUUAGCGGGCCUCACAAUGAUUUCUGGACCUCUCAUGCUUCCUGUAAAGUUACCAUCCGAUGCCAAGUAUCCGUUCCCUGUUGAUGCACAUCCAGGCUACGAAAUCGCUUAUUUACAUUUUAUCGUCGCUGGAUUACAAUGUUCCUCGAUCACUCCGGUCGAGUGUCACGCUGCUCUUCUCAUAUGGUUCGCCGGAGCACGUCUCGAAUUGUUGGGCGAAGAAUUCCAGAAUGUCACAUCCAGCGAUGAAUUCAACGAGUGCAUUAAAAAACACCAAAUCUUACUCAAGGACACCGACGAAAUGAUUCGAGUUGUACGUUUAAUUGUUGUCACUUCUACACUCAUGGCAGGUCUCUCAAUCAUAACAGGCGCUAUUCACAUUGUUAGUCACGAGCCGAUGGUGAUCAAGGCCCAAUUCAUCAUAAUCGAUGGGGACUUUGCCUUGGUACUUUUCAUCAGUGCCUGGCCGGCUGAAAACCUCAUUAACGUCUCGAAUGGAAUUGGCCAAGGUGCUUACAGCUGUCCCUGGAUUCAGAACUCCCCCGAAAUGCGCAAAAACGUUCUGUUCGUUAUGCAAAGAUCUCAAAUGCAAUGUAUUAUUUCUGUUCCUGGUAUAUUACCGCAGCACUCUCUAGAAUCCUACACAUCCAUGCUGCAUCGGACUGUUGACGAUUUCCUAGCAAAAGCAACGCCGCGCGAGCUCCAAAAGCUCCAGGAGUACGCCAGCCGCUGCAGUUUGUUUCACGUCGCCAUUAAUUUGUGCGCUCUUCUGAGUAACAUCGCGAUGAUUUGUGGACCUCUGAUUCUACCUCAGCCUCUACCGGUCAUCGUCGAAUACCCCUUCGCCGUCGACUACUCACCGGCCUUGGAGUUGGCCUACAUACAUCAAGCCAUCGUGGGAUUUCAGUGCGCCUCGAUCGGCUCAGUCGAUUGUCAAACAUCGCUUCUCAUCUGGUUCGCUGGGGCACGUCUCGAGUUACUCGCAGAAGAGUUUGAAAACGCCUCGAGCGUUCGCCAAUUCGACGAGUGCAUUCAGAAACACCAAAUUUUACUUAGUUACGCAGAAGAGACGAUUCGUGCAACUCGUUCGAUAGUCGUGACAACGAUAUUCUCGACUAUUCUCUCAGUCAUCACAGCGGCCGUGCAGUUGGUGACGCCGCAGCCACUGAUCGUGAAAUCACAAUUCGUCGGGAUUUUUGGAGGGUUCUUAGCCGAGCUUUUCAUCAGUGCUUGGCCUGCUGAGAAUUUGAUAAACAUGUGUGACGCGAUCGGACAAGGUGCAUAUAACUCCCAAUGGACCGACCAUUCUCUCCAACAGCGACAAAAGAUUUUACUCGUCAUGUUGAGGUCUCAAAUUCACAACUCGAUCUCAAUUCCGGGUUUAGUUCCAAAACUUUCACUAAGUUAUUACGCCUCGUUUGUCUCAAGAACUUAUUCAUUUUUUACUGCCCUGCGAGUUAUCAUCGACAAACUAAAGUUUUGAACCACAAUCUCUCAACGUCCAUCAAAUUCGUCCAUUCAAAUGCUCAUUCAGACCGUACAGUACGACUGACCAAUUCGGAUAUUAAUGUCUGAUAUUCAAGCUCGGACAAAAGAGUGUAAUUGAACGCGCACGCCCCGUUCAUCACUGUAUCGUCCUCGUUGGAGUUCAGCGACACUUUUCAAGACGCUUCAAUAUUAUACAUGGGUGGUAUCGAGAACUGGAGAAACCGUCACAUUCGGUGAACAGAAAAAUCGUUGAAAUAAUGUUUGCAGAAAAUAUUUUCAAAUGAGGAAUUAAUCAGUUAAUUUUUCUUUACAUUGUUUUGUUAAAACUUGCGAAAUUCUGUUCGUCCAUGAUUUGACUUUACAAAAAAAAUUGACUCGGAGUUUCACAAUUUUUUUUCCAUAUAAAAUAGUUUUCCAAUUCAUAAAUGAUCAUCACUCGACAGACCAACAAGACAAAAUAUUGUUUCCCGAUGUAAUAAAACUCGAGAAAAAUUAAAGGGAAAGUCAAAAUAUUCUGAUCGCAGGCUUUGAUUUUUGGAAAAAACAUUCAAAACCAGACAAAAUCAGUAUCCGAAAAAGCGAACGUUAACUCGCUAACGGUGGGAAGACGAGUUUGAAAGUUAAAAACAGGAGAUCGCGACCUCGAAAAUAAUCCAUGAAAGUUACAACUGCGUUGCAACACUUUUACGGGUCCACGUCAGAGAAAAAAAACCCAGAAGAAUGUCGUCAGUAGCAUAAGGUCAAAAAAUUAUUGCUCAACAUUCUUCAACAAUUUUCUGCAAAUGACUCUUGAAUGUAUCUUUCGAAAAUCAUAAAAAAAUAAAUUCUCGAAUGAAUGGAAAAA